Messenger RNA from Pisolithus orientalis, 2923 nucleotides. RefSeq names its product ATP-dependent protease La. Gene Ontology annotation, biological process: protein processing; protein catabolic process; protein targeting to peroxisome. The transcript has 11 exons. Gene Ontology annotation, cellular component: peroxisomal matrix. The record is from RefSeq and is a predicted model, not a curated record. Gene Ontology annotation, molecular function: ATP binding; serine-type endopeptidase activity; ATP hydrolysis activity. Lineage: Eukaryota; Fungi; Basidiomycota; Agaricomycetes; Boletales; Pisolithaceae. The coding region runs from base 40 to 2793 and encodes 917 amino acids.
UUGACCGGCUGUGUUCUGUCCCGACCGCCUCUUUCACCCAUGGCGAUAUCAUCCACCCAACGACUGCCUGUCCUCCCGCUCCCCUUCCCGGUAGUUCUCUUGCCAACGGCCAGGCUGACAAUUCCUAUUAGCCGUGAGCUAGCAGAAAGGUUACAGGCCGUCCUACAUGACUCCGACUCCAAUCAGCCAAGAGUCGUAGCUACCGUUCCAGUUCCUCCUCCUCCUGACCCCUCGAAUGUCUCCAGUUACCCUCCACCUCUUAAUGGUACCGGUCCAGUUCAUGGCACUGCCGCACGUAUCGUGCAUUUAGUUCCCGUGCGCACGCUCUCUGCUUCUGUUUCUCCUCACCAGCCAUACGUCCUUUCACUCCAUGGCUUGACCCGCAUUCGUCUCGCACAACCCCUCGAUCUAGACUCCCAAGUGGCUGACUUUCUUUCUGAACGUACUGUCCAUCAUCCACCAGCCGACCAAACACCAUCUCGUGGGGCAGUAGAAACCUUUAAAGACGCCGCGUUGAGGCUGCUCGACCGUCUAGCGAAAGAUUCCGUGCAAUCUCAGCGUAAAGAUGAUUGGCUCAGGGUCUCCGUAAUGGUAGAGGAUGUUCCAGACCAUCGUUCGGCAUGGAUGGCAGACGUGCUAGUUGCUGCUAUUAACUGUGCCUACGCCGAUAAACUUGCUUUUCUAGCGGCUACUACUGUCGAGGAUCGUCUCCGCCACGCCACCGAACUGUUUGUUAAACAAACUUCCAUAUCCGAAGUGUCGCAGAAGAUUGCGAAUGCGGUCGACGAGUCGCUAUCUCGUCAGCAGAAGGAAUAUUUCUUACGACAACAACUGGCAGCCAUUCAACGGGAGCUUCAAAUUCUACAUACCACCAAUAAUGCAGGCUCUGGCGUCCCAUCUGGAAGUCCUAGUCUCAAGACUGGAGGUCCCGGUAAUGAAGUGGAUGACGACGACCAAGCAGACGCAGAUGACCUUACUGAUUUGAAAAAGAAGAUCGAAGCCCUUGAAGCGGGUAGUGAGGAACGCAAGCUUGGUGUUCGAGAGUGGAGGAGACUAAAGCGUAUUCCGCAAGGCAGUGUCGAGAGUGGUGUGAUUAGAACAUACCUUGAGUGGUUGGCAAGCCUACCUUGGCCCUCCGCGGCGUUGUCAUCGUCUGUGGAUCAAGAGAUAAUCAAAGAGUCUGGGUUCCUUGCCAAGGCUCGUGCCCAACUUGAUGCUGACCACUUCGGUCUUGAUCAGAUCAAGCGCCGACUCAUUGAAUAUCUUGCAGUGCUUAGACUGCGUGCAGUAACGGAGGCUGCGUCGCAAGCAUCAGUGUCCCAACAACCGAUGUUGCAACUGGCCGCAGCGUCUGCCCAGUCCGCUGAUCGAAACUGUGCAAGGAAAGGCGUCAAGGGGCCCAUUUUACUGUUCGUGGGUCCACCGGGAACUGGCAAGACCUCUCUUGGUCAGUCAAUCGCUAAGGCGUUAGGCAGACCUUUCCAGCGCAUAUCUUUGGGUGGAGUAAGAGACGAGGCGGAAAUAAGGGGUCAUCGAAGAACAUAUGUCGCUUCUGGGCCGGGAAUGAUUGUCCAAGCACUGAGGAAAGCGGGUCGUAUCGACCCGGUGAUUCUCCUAGAUGAGAUUGAUAAAGUUGGUCAAAGUAAUUUUCACGGUGAUCCAGCUGCUGCCUUGUUGGAAGUGUUGGACCCAGAACAAAACCACGCAUUCAAUGACCACUACAUCAAUGUCCCAGUUGACCUCAGUCGGGUUCUCUUUAUCUGCACGUGCAAUGCACUCGAUUCAAUCUCUGCUCCACUCCUCGACCGGUGCGAGGUAGUCGAGUUAUCAGGCUAUACAUAUGACGAGAAGAUCAAUAUUGCCCGACGGUAUCUCUUGCCAAAGCAACUCAGGGCUAACGGUUUGUCGGAAUCAUUACUAGCCUUAACGGAUAGUGCUCUUCUUCGCAUUGUCACGCUCUAUACCCGCGAAGCAGGGGUACGAGGUCUCGAACGAGCUCUCAGCUCCGUUGCACGUUUCAAGGCUGUGGAAUGGGUGAACCAUCUCGAUAGCAUUGCUGGGACAGAACGAAGCGAUACCGUGCCCAAGGGGUGGCAAAGUGUGGUCAAAGAAGAGGACAUUCAGAGAAUCCUUGGCGUCCCUCGCUGGGACGGUGAAGAACGUGAACGAGAAGAGAAAAUCGGUGUUGUAUAUGGGCUUGUCGUGACUGGUAUGGGAGAAGGGGGGUUAAUGCCUGUGGAGAGCACAGCAGUGCCUGGUUCUGGUCACUUGAAGUUGACCGGCAGUCUUGGAGACGUCAUCAAGGAGAGCGGAGAGAUAGCACUGAGCUGGGUCAAGGCACAUGCAUUUGACCUUGGCAUUACAGCUGGGAAGGGUAUUGAUCCCUUGAAAGUGCCCGAUCCUAUUGAUAUUCACCUUCACCUUCCUGCUGGUGCACAGAAAAAGGAUGGUCCAAGUGCAGGAGUGGCAAUGACAUGUGCUUUGGUGUCGUUGCUGACAGGUGUUAUGGCACCGAAGGAUAUGGCAAUGACCGGUGAGAUAACGCUUCGUGGUCGAGUUACACCGGUUGGUGGUAUAAGGAUGAAAGUGCUUGGUGCACAUCGUGCCAAAGUUCAGAAGAUUAUUCUACCAUGGGCGAACAAAAGAGAAGUUGAACAUGAGGUUGCACUUGAAGUUCGGCAGCAGAUGCAGUUUCAUUUUGUGCAAACCAUUGAUGAGGCACUCGAAGCUGCAUUUGGUAAGGGCGUGUUAGGAUGGAAGAGGGAGGUAAUGGUGAUGGAGAGCCGGCUUUGAUGCACAGUCAAUCCUGUUGGUGAUCUGGUUCAUAUCUCACUGCUUAUUGUACUCUACUUGUAUGUAAUGGCUGCUGUCCUUGAUACAUAUAUCAGUUGGGAAUCACCUUGCUUGAAGGGCAGGAUUUCUG